This is a messenger RNA of Onychostoma macrolepis, 730 nucleotides long. RefSeq names its product chemokine (C-X-C motif) ligand 8b, duplicate 1 (gene cxcl8b.1). NCBI's taxonomy places the organism in Eukaryota, Metazoa, Chordata, Actinopteri, Cypriniformes, Cyprinidae. The coding region runs from base 162 to 461 and encodes 99 amino acids. Gene Ontology annotation, cellular component: extracellular region. Gene Ontology annotation, molecular function: CXCR chemokine receptor binding; chemokine activity. The record is from RefSeq and is a predicted model, not a curated record. The transcript is spliced from 4 exons. Gene Ontology annotation, biological process: neutrophil chemotaxis; antimicrobial humoral immune response mediated by antimicrobial peptide; inflammatory response.
AAGAGUGAGUAAUUGUAAUUGUGCAAUAAACUCUCUCGUGUUGUGUGGGAGUGUCAGUCUUUAAAAGUGAGAGUGCAGGCCGCCGUUAGACACACAACCGAGUGACUACAGCAGACUCUUGAUACCUUCACUGACACUGCUCUUCACAAUACAGACUCAGAAUGAUGAAGUUCAUCACAUCAGCCUUCGUGCUUCUGAUCUGCACAGCUGCACUGCUGUCCACAACAGAGGGUAGAUCGAAACCCAUGCAUCCACGCUGUGAGUGCAUUCAAACAUAUUCAGGGCCAGCAAUCCCUUUUGGAAAAAUACGGUCAUUGAAGGUGACUCCUGCUGGACCACAAUGCAAAAAUGAGGAGAUCAUUGCAACAAUGAAAAAACAAAUGAUGUGUCUCAAUCCUACAAAAGCCUGGGUGAUUUCUCUCAAAGAAACAAUCAACAAGAGAGUCGAGAGCCAACAGUGAAUGAAUAUCACCGUUCAAAGAGUAGCUGAAGAAACUGGUUCAACUAUUACUACUGUAUUAUAGAAUUGUUUUAUUUUGUCAUCUCUGGGUGAUAAAUGAAGUAUUGAAUGUGAAGAUGUGCUUUCUCUACCACCUGUUUUAUUAAAGAUGAACUUUACUGUAACCUUGCCUGACCGUCACUAUAUUUUAUUAAAUGAUAUUUAUUGUUAUUGUGUCACUGAAUUGUAGUUUUAUAUGUUCAGAUAGUUUUGUAUUGGUUUUGAAUGAAG